Molecule: messenger RNA, 2442 nt
Organism: Humulus lupulus (European hop)
Lineage: Eukaryota; Viridiplantae; Streptophyta; Magnoliopsida; Rosales; Cannabaceae
Product: protein PLASTID MOVEMENT IMPAIRED 15
Exons: 3
Coding region: 258-2156 (632 amino acids)
Source: RefSeq, a predicted model, not a curated record
CUCGAGAGGGGACCAAUUCCAAGAGAUCAUUAAAAAAAAAUAUCUAAUAAAACCUGAAAAAGGGAAUAAUCAAAUGGCUGGCGAUGUUCCCAAUACCAACCAAUCACCACAGUACACACUACUCUUACAGCCGUUUUAUCUAUAGAUUCCUCUUUAGGGAUGGCUCACACUCGAAAACCUCUCCAACUUAGCUAAUGGAACAGCUUCAAUAGAAGAAACAUUCAGUCACUAGUACCAUAAUAACACUCUUUGUCAUUAUGAAUAGAGGAGAGUCUGAUGAGAGAAGAACUGGGGUGUCUACUAAAGCUGCCAUUAAAAUUUAUGGCGAUAGGUUUCAUGAAGAUAAUUCUUCAUUGAAGAAGUCCCAGAUGAAAAUUGAAGAGAAAUCAUACUCAAGAACAAGAGAACUGCAUAUGGCAAAGAGGGACAUAGGUAGAUUGAAGGGAACCAGAGAUGUGGCUGACUCUAUGAAAGCUCAGGCUGAAUCUGAGCUCUUUGAUGCAAAAAGGACGGUGAGAGAUUUAUCUUCAUUGAUAAGAAAGUCAGACUCCAAAACGAAGGCUCGGAAGCAAGAGACUGAAACGUUGAGGAAAUCAACAAGGCAUGAAGGGACUUUGGCCUUUGUGAAUGUGGAAAAUUAUAAAUAUGCAGAAGUUAUAAAGGAAUUGGAGACUGUCAAGCAAGAAUUGCGCAUGCUUAAGCUGGAUAUGGCUGCUAUUUUAGCAGAGAAAUUGCGGGCAGAGAAUCAGAUCAAGGCCGCAACAUCGAGAAUAUCAUCUUGUUCAAGCUCUAUGGAGGCUGUCAAAAAGGAGAUUGAGGAAGCAAAUGAGGAGCAUGUUUUGGUUGAGUUGGCCAGGAUUGAGGCUUUGAAAGAGUGUGAAGAAAUUGAGGCUGAAAGAGAAAAGGAAGCUGUUUGUUUCUCAUCUGCCAUUGAGAAAACCAGGAAGAAAAUUAAGGGCGUUAUUGAUGACAUUGAAGAGUCUAAAGAGCUUCAGCCCAAGUUGGAUGCAACAAUGGCUGAUGUCGAGGUGUUACAGAACGAAUUGAUGCUUGUAAAGGAAAUGGAACAGAGAGCUCAAAGAAAUAAGAGCAUGAAAGGUUCAGAAGCAAGCUCCCAAGGAGGAGAAACGGACUUGGAUGCUUCACUUUCUUUGCAGACAGUCACUAAAGAAUUGGAAGCAGCACAGCAAGAGCUGACUUUAGUUAAAGAAGAAGGUUUCCAGUACAUGGCCUCGAUGGAUAUCAUAAGAAAUGAGCUAAAACAUGUCAGGACCGAGACAGCUAGAUUUGAGGAAAUUGAAAAGAACAGAGAGUUAACUGUACAGAAUCUUAACUCAAAGCUACUCAGAGCAAAAUCCAAGUUGGAAUCUGUAACUGCUGCUGAGAGAAAGGCUAAGUCAAUUGCAGCUAAUCUAUCAAUCACUCUUGAAAAACUCAAGGUAGAAGCUGAAGCUGCAAAGAAAGAAAAGCGCGUUGCUGAUGAAGAGGCUGCAACUAUGAAGGCAGAAGUUCACAAUAUGGAAUCGGAUAUAGACAUAACCGAGGAAAAAUUGCAAGCUGCAAUGCUAGAGCUUGAAGCAGUGAAAUCAUCAGAGGCUUUGGCUCUUGAAAAUCUAAAAUCUCUUAUCGAGAAUACAAUGGGAGCUAGAAGUUCUUCAGUGCAGCAUAGCUCCUCAAUUACCAUCUCGAAGUUUGAAUAUGAAUAUUUGACUGGACAUGCCAUUGGAGCUGAAGAACUUGCUGAUAAAAAGGUUGCAGCUGCAAAGGCAUGGGCUGAAGCUAUUAAGGCUAGUGAGAAAGAAAUUCUAAUGAAGACAGAUUUAGUUCAGAGAGAAAUCAGAGAGAUGAGGAUGGAAGAAAAGAGGGAGUCGUAUGGAAUGGAGAGAUCGAUUUCAGCAAAAGAUAUGGUUGAGAAAGAGUUUGAGAACUGGAGAAAUAGACGAGAAAAGAAUGCAACACCAGAGAACUUACAACUAGCAUUGCAUAAAAGAUCCAUUAGAGGCAAUAACAUUGGGACUUUGACUCCAUCUAGACGAGCUACUUAUCGAAAAUCUGCCUCACCAGGGAGCCGGAAUUCUUUCCUUGUUAAGAAGAAAAGACAGGUGAUACCAGAUCUUGCCAAGUUCUUCAAGACUAAGCCAAACAAGAAUUUAUAGGUUUUUCUACACUGUUCCUUGGCCAAGUAAAUAAACCAACUCCUAUUAAGUUUCAAUAUUGGGCUAUCAAAUAACGAUAGGUUGAAUAUGUGAAUGUGAGGAUUCAAUCUGAAAAAGUUAAGCUGUAAGCUCAUUGAUGUAUUGAUGAUGUACAUAAUUGUGGUUGAAUAUUUUUGAGGCAACCAACAAAUUAAAUGCUCCUCUUACUAUGCUUAUUAUCAUCCUCCUGGUUGUCAUUUCUGACAUUUUCUUUGAGUUACUAUGAGAGUAACAACUUCAUUUGUUA